Cottoperca gobio is the source of this 2327-nucleotide messenger RNA. RefSeq names its product ankyrin repeat and SOCS box containing 14a (gene asb14a). Bases 1 to 1767 code for a protein of 588 amino acids. Gene Ontology annotation, molecular function: protein binding. The transcript is spliced from 12 exons. Gene Ontology annotation, cellular component: cytoplasm. The record is from RefSeq and is a predicted model, not a curated record. NCBI's taxonomy places the organism in Eukaryota, Metazoa, Chordata, Actinopteri, Perciformes, Bovichtidae. Gene Ontology annotation, biological process: intracellular signal transduction.
AUGGAGUUUGUGCGAUUUGAAGAUGAUGAGGACGACGAUGAUGCAGCGACUCAGUACAUGAUUGAACAAAGUCUGCUGGAGAGCAACAAACAGAAGGGAAGCCUCCGAGCCUCCACGCCACGAGACAGCAGCAGCUCCGGGCCUGAGUCUGCAGACAGCAUCUUCGCUGCUAUAAGACAAGCUAACGAGAAGCUCCUGAAGGAUCUCAUUCUCCGACAGAGAGACGAGUUUUCACAGACGGACAGCCGAGGUUGGACUCCUCUCCAUGAAGCAGCUGCUCGGAGCAACCCGAGCAUCCUGGAGCUCACAUUCACAGUUUCAGGCUCAGCGUCUGUGGAGAGUCGGACUCUUCGUGGUCAGACUCCUCUCUUCCUGGCAGUAGAAGGAGGUCUGAUAGAAAACGCCUCCUUCCUCCUCCAACAUGGAGCCCAGCCGGACAGCGAAGACAGCGACCAGGACUCCCCGCUGCUUGCAGCGAUCCGCUCAGACCGCGCUGACCUGGUGCAGCUGCUGCUGCAGCGGGGCUCCAGGGUGAACCAGGAGGGCUGCCACGGCCGCCGCCCGCUCCACGAGGCCUCACGGCUGGGUAAAGCAGAGCUGGUGACCCUGCUGCUGGAGGCCGGAGCGCCGCCGGACCCUCGCAGCCACUGCGGCCUCACGCCGCUGGCACUGGCCGCUCAGGCCGGACACCUGCAGGUGGUGGAGACUCUGCUGAGGAGAGGGGCGCACGUCCUAUCCCAGGCGCAGGAUGAGGCCUCCAUCUUGUACGAGGCGUCUGCGUCUGGAGAUCCGGCGGUCAUCACUCUGUUGCUGGAGUACGGCGCCGACGCCAAUGUAGCCAAACAGACGGGACACAUGCCGAUCCACCGCGUCGCACACCGAGGACACCUGCAAGUUUUAAAUCUGCUGAUUCCAGUCACUUCUAAAGGAGAAGUCAAUGACAGCGGGAUAAGUCCUCUACACUCUGCUGCUGCAGGAGGACAUGCAAACUGCAUCAAGGUCUUGCUGGAUGCAGGUUAUGACCCCAACUACAUGCUCCAUCCCUGGGCUCAGCGUAGCUAUGACGACGAGAGGAAGUCGGCGCUCUUCUUCGCGGUUUUAAAUAACGACGUGCCGUCAGCCAAAAUGUUGCUGGAGGCCGGGGCCAUGACCAACCAAGACCCAAUCAAAUGUCUGCAGAUUUCACUGCGUGUGGGCAACUAUGAGUUGAUCAACCUGUUGCUGAGGUUUGGAGCCAACGUCAACUAUUACUGCAAAAUAAACACAACUCACUUCCCCUCGGCGCUGCAGUACGCUCUCAAAGACGAGGUGCUUCUCAGGAUGCUGUGUAACUACGGUUACGAUGCGGGACGUUGCUUUGACUGUCCCUACGGCAACGGCUCCCACGUCCCUGAAGACUACGCGGGAUGGAGCGAGACUGUGAUCAACAACACCAUGUUCUGCGAGGUGAUCUCCGUCUCCUGGCUGAAGCACCUCUCAGGUCAACUGGUUCUGGUCCUGUUGGACUACCUGGAUCACGUGACCUUGUGCUCCAAGCUGAAGGCGGCUGUGAUGGAGCAGCAGCAGUGGCCCGACAUCUGCAGGCUGCAAGAAAACGCUCGCUGUCUGCAGCAUCUCUGUCGGCUGCAGGUUCGUCGUUGUCUCGGUCGCCUUCGGCUCAGAUCGCCGGUGUUCAUGAGCUUCGUGCCGUUACCGGAGCGCCUGAAGGACUACAUCCUGUACCGGGAGCACGAGCUGUACGUCAUGCAGAGAGGCACGGCGGGGUGACGAGAGGACCAAAAGUAUUUAACUCGUGUGCAUCCAUUUAAACUAUAUCCGCAUUAAAUUAAAUUAAAUUAAAUAUAUAUAUAGUUACAUUUUCUAACUAACUUUUUAAAUGUUAACCUUUUAUAUUCCAGUUUGUUCACAUAAUGCCACCAUUGUUUUUGUUUUUUUAAACACAAAAAUGUAUUUAUUUGCUGUUUGCUGGUUGUUAAUAUAUGUAAAUUAUUAGCAACAUUGAUUGUGAUUGAUGCCCCGAGUGGAAACCAGGAAAGUUAGCAGGUAUUUGCUAUAAAAAGAAACUCACACCUUUUCCAAAACGUAUGUCACGUGCACGAACACAUCCGAAAAUUAAAAAAGUCCCUAUUGAGACACAAGGAUUAAACAUGCAUAAAUAAAUGUUUUGUAUUUUUCUAUUAAAACGUAUUAAUUUCCUGAAAGACAGGGUUUACUGUUUGUUAUGGUCUAUAUUUAUCACAGAUCAGGAGGAUCAUUUCACAACACAACUGUGCAUUAGAGUUCUUACUUCAUCACAAUGUGAUGCUGCUGAAAUGAAUAAAGGAUUA